AUGAACCAGUACCCUUCUUCGGGGUCGUACGGCUAUCAAUCCGCGGACGGCGCGUCUGGCGCGGCGUCUCUCCCCGCGUCGACAACGGAUAAGAUCCAGCUGCCAUGCGCGCACUGCCAUGCCGUGCUCAGCGUGCCCGUCGGCCUCUCGCGCUUCCAGUGCCCGCGCUGCUCUUCGCACCUCUCCGUCGACCAUGCGAAGCUCGCCGCGUACAUGCGAUCGCUUAACGAAAUGGCAGCGUCCCUCGGUGGUAACGCCGGCGGCACCAGUGCGGGAGCUCAGUCCGCGGCCUCUGCGUCCGCUGCUGCAGCCGCAGCUGCCGCUGCUCGCGGCACCGGGAAUGCCGGUGCCGGUGGUUCUGCCGGCGCUGCUGCUUAUCCCGGCGCAGCGCAACGAAGCGCAGCCCAAUACUAUCAGCAACAGCACCAACAGCAGCAGGCUUCCCAGAUGAUGCUCUCGUCGCACGCCCCUCACGGCUCCGCACCAGGCGCGACAAUGGCAGCCGCGGCGACAGGUGCGACCGCGGCUGCUGCUGCUGCUGCGGCGGCCGCGGAAAGCGAGCAGGCGAAGAGGCGGAGAGUGGAUGGGUUAGGGAUGCGCUAUUACGCCGCGUCCACACCUACCAUGGGAGGGGAUGGGGGGAUGGGCUCGUAUGGGCCCGCGGGGAUGGGGGGGAUGCCCGGGGCGGGGGGAAGCCUGGCGGGCCUGGGCGGGGGAAUGGCGGGGGAGGGCUUGCGCGCGGCGCAAGCGGAGGUGGAUGCGAGCUUACGGCGCAUGAUGACAGGGGGGAGGGCGGGCGGGCCGACGGCGGGGGAGGAGGCGAGGCAGGUGGAGGCAGACGCGAAAGAGGCGUUGAUUCAAGACGAGGAGGACGAAGAAGGCGUGGCGGGAGAGACCUUCGCAGCUUACCGCCCUGCAAAGCUAUCUCUGGGCCGCCCACACCCCGACCCCGUGGUGGAGACUGCCUCGCUGGCAGGCGUGCAGCCGCCCGACAUCGACCCGUCCAAGCUGGCGCUGCUGACGGGGCAGGAUGACGUGGCGGCCAACGCGCUGUCGUCAUUGCAGCUGGAAACGAUUUGUUAUGCCAGCCAGCGGCACAGGCAGCUGCUGCCGGGGAACGUGCGGGCGGGGUUCUUUCUGGGGGACGGUGCGGGCGUGGGCAAGGGGCGCACAGUGGCGGGGAUUAUACGAGAGAACUGGCACCAAGGCCGCCGCCGCGCACUGUGGAUAUCCAUCGGCCCUGAUCUACGGUUUGAUGCCAGGAGGGAUCUUGAUGACAUUGGUGCCACCGACAUUCCAGUGCACGCGCUCAACAAGCUGCCCUACGGCAAGCUCGACUCCAAGGCCAACAAGAUCAAGGAGGGCGUGCUGUUCCUCACCUACAGCACGCUCAUCGCGUCGGCAGAGAACCGCCGGUCGCGCCUGCAGCAGAUCACCCAGUGGUGCACACCGGGCUUCGAUGGCGCCAUCAUCUUUGACGAGUGUCACAAGGCCAAGAACCUGGUGCCGGAGUCAGGGGGCAACGCCACGCGCACAGGCGAGGCCGUCAUGGAGUUGCAGGCGAAGCUACCGAACGCGCGAGUGGUGUACUGCAGUGCAACGGGUGCAUCGGAGCCACGGCACGUAGGGUACAUGACACGGCUGGGGCUGUGGGGCGAUGGCACGCCCUUCCUCAACUUCCAACACUUCCUCGGCACGAUUGACAAGCGGGGAGUGGGAGCACUGGAGCUCAUGGCCAUGGACAUGAAAGCCCGGGGAAUGUACGUGUGUCGCACGCUGAGCUUCGACGGCGCGGAGUUCGAGGUGGUGCAUGUGCCACUGGAGCCCAGCAUGCAGGAGAUGUAUUCCAAGGCGGCGCAGCUAUGGGCGGAGCUGAGGGCGGACAUGAUAGCAGCGGCGCUCGCCCUGUCCUCUGCUCAGAGCGCCUCUGCCUCCGACUCCUCCAAGCGCUCCUCCGCCAACGCUGUCUGGCGCACCUUCUGGGCCGCGCACCAGCGGUUCUUCCGCCAUCUGUGCAUCAGCGCCAAGGUGCCAGCAGCGGUGCGCAUGGUGCAGCAAGCAAUAGCGGAGGGCAAGUGCGUGGUCAUCGGGCUGCAGAGUACGGGCGAGGCCCGCACCGACGAGGCUGUUGCUAAACUGGGCACGGAGAUGGACGACUUUGUGAGUGGCCCCAGGGAGAUCCUGCUCAAGCUCGUGGAGGAGACCUACCCACUGCCCCCGCCACCGGCCCUGCCCAAACAGGGCGAAGAGCUGAAGAAGGAGCGGGAGCGGGAGCAGGAGAGGGGCGUGAGUCGGGGUGUGUCGGUGUCGCAGCGGGGGAGGGUGCGGCGCGCAGUCAAGUACGAGAGCGAUGAUAGCGAGGAGGACGGUGAUGAGGACUUCGAUGCGGCAUCGGAGACAUCAUCGGACGACAGUGACUUCCAAGGAGACAUCUGCCAGAUCUGCCAUGACGAGGAGCUGUCUGGGUCGCUGAUGGCAUGUACGGUGUGCUCGCGUGUCGGCCACGUGGCGUGCUUUGAGAGGCACACCGGCAGAAGCGGCGGUUACCACCCCUGGUUGGCUGACGCCCCCCGAGGCCACGUUAGCACCAGGUCAGCAGCAGGCAGCGAGCGGCUGGCGGGGGGAACAAGGAAUCGAGGAGGUGACGUGGCGAGCCCAAUAGACCUGGGAGAUGAUGACGUGGAUGAGGAGGAGGAGGAGAGUGGAAGGGAGGAGGCGGAGGAGGGGAUUGAGGAGGAGGGGAGGAAAAAAACGAAGAGCAGGAAGGCAGGAGGGAGCAGCAGUGGGAGUGAAGGGGGGAGCAGCGGGCAGGAGGAGGAGGGGGAGGCGCAGGUGCCGUGGCUGUGUGGGGAGUGUGACAAGACAACGAGUGAGAUUCGCACGGAGAGAGAGACUUACCUCUCUGAGAUGGAAGCCAGGUAUAACACGGCUGUCGCUCGCAAGGCCGAGAUCAUGGAAGCCAUCAGGAAGCUUCCUCUGCCGAACAACCCUCUGGAUGAGCUCAUAGACAAGCUGGGAGGGCCAGAGGCAGUGGCGGAGAUGACAGGGCGGAGGGGCAUGCUGGUGCGCACAACCACGGGGGAAGGCAAGGGCACCGUCAGCUACCAGGCGAGGAACUCCAAGGACGUGGCAGCGGAGAUGGUGAACAUGAGGGAGAAGGCGCUGUUCAUGGCGGGGGACAAGCUCAUCGCCAUCAUCUCCGAGGCCGCCAGCGCUGGCAUCUCCCUGCAGGCCGACCGCCGCGCUAAAAACCAGCGUCGCCGGGUGCACAUAACGGUGGAGCUGCCGUGGAGUGCUGACCGUGCCAUCCAGCAGUUUGGCCGCUCCCACCGCUCCAACCAGGCCAGCGCGCCGCAGUACAGGUGGGCGGCAGUACAGGUGGGCGGCAGUACAGGUGGGCGGCAGUACAGGUGGGCGGCAGUACAGGUGGGCGGCAGUACAGGUGGGCGGCAGUACAGGUGGGCGGCAGUGCAGGUGGGCGGCAGUACAGGUGGGCGGCAGUACAGGUGGGCGGCAGUGCAGGUGGGCGGUAUUGCAGGUGGGUGGCAGUACAGGCUGCUAUUCACGGAGCUGGGGGGUGAGAAGCGGUUUGCCUCGGUGGUGGCCAAGCGCCUGGAGUCACUGGGAGCUCUCACACAGGGGGACCGCAGGGCGGGUCCGUCCCUGUCAGCAUUCAACUACGAGGGCGUGUGGGGCAAGCGGGCCCUCUCCACCAUGUAUCGUUGCAUCAUGGAUAACAUGCCUGCCCCUGCACCACCCCCCGGCUGCCCGCAAAAGUUUGACGACGCCUGGGCUGCAUGCAACCAAUAUUUGCCUACAUCCCCAUCUCCUUCACCUCCACCACUUAUGCUCGUCUCUCCCUUCGUCUCCCCCGUUUCCGGCUCUCCUCCACCCGUCCACUCCCUUGCGGCAGCAGCAGCGGCAGCGGGGGGCAUGUAUGCGGUGGGGGGGAAGAUCCCCGAGUCGGACAUGUCAGAUGUCGCUCGCUUCCUCAACCGCAUGCUGGGACUGCAGCCCGCACAGCAGAACAGGUUGUUUGAGUUCUUUGCGGCCAUAUUCGCGCACCUAGUGGCAACAGCGCGCAAGGAGGGCGAGCUGGACAUGGGCAUCAUCAGCGUGCGCGCGCCCAGAAUCACCGUCACACAGCCGUCGCAGGUGGUGUGUGAGGAUGAGGUAUCAGGAGGCAAGACCUUCCAUGUUGUUCUCACCAUCGACAAAGGUCUCAACUGGGAGUCUGCACGGCAACUAUUCAAUGAUGCAUCAGCUAAGGUGGGGCAGCAGGGCAGGGCGGAGGGGGGCGGGGAGGAGGAUGGGGAGAGCGGGGAGUUGGAGGAGGGGGAGAAGGGGAAGGAGGCGAGGGGGAAGAAGAGGAAGCAGGGGGAGGGGGAGGGGGGGAGUGGUGACGGUGUGGAGGGUGGACAGGUGAAGAUUGAGGAGGGUAGUUUGGAGAAGGAGGGGCAAGAUGGGAAAGAGGAGGGGAAGGAGGGGAAGGAGAGGGAUGGAAAGGAUGGAAAAGAUGGGAAUGAGAAGGAGGGGAAGGAGGGGAAGGAGGGGAAGGAGGUGAAGGAGGUGAAGGAGGAGCGGGAUGGGAAGGAGGAGGGGACGGAAGCGAGGGAGGCGAGGCAGUGGAGGGAGCGAGCGGCACGAGUGAACGGGUUCUAUGUGUCACAGAGGGAGUGGCUAGGGCGCAAGCACUACCUGCUGGCCCUCCUCUGGUGCGUGCGCCUCUCUCUGUCUGCUCUUCCUACGCCGCUCUCUGCUCCAUCCGCUCUCUGCUCCAUCCGCUCUCUUCUCCAUCUCUCUGCUCCAUCUCUCUGCUCCAUCUCUCUUCUCCAUCUCUCUGCUCCAUCUCUCUUCUCCAUCUCUCUGCUCCAUCUCUCUUCUCCAUCUCUCUUCUCCAUCUCUCUGCUCCAUCUCUCUGCUCCAUCUCUCUGCUCCAUCUCUCUUCUCCAUCUCUCUGCUCCAUCUCUCUUCUCCAUCUCUCUUCUCCAUCUCUCUGCUCCAUCUCUCUUCUCCAUCUCUCUGCUCCAUCUCUCUGCUCCAUCUCUCUGCUCCAUCUCUCUGCUCUAUCUCUCUUCUCCAUCUCUCUGCUCCGUGGGCCUGCCACUGGGUAUAUGCAUGCGGCAGGCAGUGCACUACCUUUUGCCUAGUCUAGCCUUUGCUGCGAUGCAUUGGCCCAUCCUGCCCUUUUCCUCUGAGUCAUCUCCCUCCCGGGCCUCUGUGCCAUGCCCCCACCCCACCAUCUCACCAUCCCCAUGCCUGCAUGGAGCAGUCCGCCAGCAGCGGGGCAGAAAGCAGCAGUGCAGAUAUUCCGACCACGCACGUCUGCAGCUAACAGGCCCACCCCUCUGUGGGACUUUUCGGACAAGUAUACCAAGCUGCCUUUUUAGUAGACUCAAAUAUCCCACCUUCCUCGUCUGCCCGUCCCGCCCGUCCCUGCAUGUGCCGGCCAGGCCCACCCCUCUGGUGGACUUUCUGGACAAGUAUUCCAAGCUGCCGCCCGCCAGGCUGUCAUCACUGCAAGCCAUCUGGGAUGCGGAGUAUGAGCUGUCCGCCACUCAGUGCAUGCACGGCCCCAAGUGCCGGGCAGGGGCGAGCUGCAGGGUGGGGUUGCGGCUGCAGCAGAUGCACCUGCUGCAUGGGGCCGUGUUCCCUGUCUUUGGCGUCAUUGACCAGGCACUCAUGGCACAGUCAUCAGCGCAGCACAAGCGGGUGCAGGUGGCACAUGUGGAGGCGAGCGAUGGAAACAAGUAUGUGGGCGUGCACCUGCCUGCGCCCACUGUCAUGCCCAUCCUCGAUGGGAUAAAGAAGCUCAAGGAAAGCAAGGAGGGCAAUCGGGACCAACCUAUCGACCUCUCCUGA
This is a messenger RNA of Closterium sp. Naga37s-1, 5862 nucleotides long. The record is from the annotation of a GenBank genome assembly. NCBI's taxonomy places the organism in Eukaryota, Viridiplantae, Streptophyta, Zygnematophyceae, Desmidiales, Closteriaceae.